AUGUCGACCUCGAGUCAAGCCUUCGUUCAUAGCCCCGUUGCUAUAGUUGGCAUAGGGUGCAGGUUCUCUGGCGAUACAACAAGUCCACAAAAGCUAUGGGAACUGCUCGAGCAAGGACGGAGUACUUGGUCCAAAAUCCCAACUUCGAGGUUCAAUGUGGGCGGCGUAUUUCACCCUGACGGCCAGAGGGUUGGUUCGGCCCAUGUAAAGGGCGGGCAUUUUCUUGAUGAAGACCCUGCUCUGUUCGAUGCUUCGUUCUUCAAUAUGACCAGUGAAGUCGCUAGGGAUAUGGAUCCGCAUCAUCGCUUGAUGUUAGAGGUUGUCUAUGAGGCUCUUGAAAGUGCUGGCAUUCCUCUCGAAAGUGCCGCAGGAACCAACACAGCGGUGUUCGGCGGCAUCAUGUACAAGGAUUAUCACGAUUUGCUCAACCGCGACCCGAAGUCUCUGCCUCGCUAUUUCAUCACGGGCAAUGCGGGUGCCAUGGUAGCAAACCGCAUAUCGCACUUCUUUGAUCUGCGUGGCCCCAGCGUUACCAUUGACACUGCGUGUUCCACGACACUCACUGCUCUGCACCUGGCGUGCCAGAGCCUGCGUGCGGGAGAGUCGGAGAUGGCUGUUGUGGUUGGUGCAAACCUGAUGUUGAACUCGGACGUCUUCGUGACCAUGUCCAAUCUCGGAUUUCUGUCCCCUGACGGCAUCUCGUAUGCUUUUGACUCUCGCGCCAAUGGGUACGGUCGUGGCGAAGGAGUGGCCGCUAUCGUGUUGAAAGCGCUCCCGAAAGCAUUGGCCGAUCACGACCCUAUCAGAACCAUCAUUCGGGAAACGGCGCUGAAUCAAGAUGGGAAAACGCCUGCCAUCACCGCCCCCAGCGACGUGGCACAAGAAAAACUCAUACGGGAGUGCUACGACAGAGCUAGGAUCGAGACAUCGCAGACGUCUUACAUCGAGGCUCACGGGACUGGAACACCAACAGGGGACCCCUUGGAGAUUUCGGCCAUAUCAGGAGCGUUUCAGGGUCAGCCGUUGCAUGUCGGCUCUGUCAAGGCCAAUAUUGGACAUACGGAAGCUGCUAGUGGUCUGGCAGGAAUCAUCAAAGUGGCAUUAUCCCUGGAGAAGGGCUUGAUGCCCCCCAGCCCCAGGUUCCUAAGACCCAACAAGAAGUUGAUGCUGAAGGAGAAAAAUAUCAAGGCGCGUCUUUCCCCAUAUCGUGAAUCGGCCCAACCUUGGCCGCUGAAAGAUGGCAUCCGUCGCGCAUCUGUCAAUAACUUCGGUUUCGGAGGCUCCAACGCCCAUGUCAUUCUCGAGUGGCAUAACCCAGACUCCCAGGACCGGGACCAGACUAACGGAUCUGCAACAGUUGAUGCAGUCUCCAGCCCAGCUCGUAUCUACAUCCUCAGUGCCAAAGACAAACUGGCGUGUAAGCGCAUGAUAUCGAAACUGCGGAGCUACAUCGAAAAUGCAAACUCAACCCUGGAAAGAAACCUACUGGCUAGUCUCGCAUACACUCUCGGGUCUCGUCGCUCGGCUCUCCCGUGGAAAACUGUAUUUGCGGCUGACAGCCUCAAUGGCAUCUUGUCCAGUCUAGAUGGCGGCCAGAACCAGCCCGAAAUAUCUAGAAAGGAUAUCCGCGUUGGUUGGGUGUUCAGCGGCCAGGGGGCGCAAUGGCACGCCAUGGGCCGGGAGCUGUUCCAGGCCUACCCGGUGUUCAAGACGGCGAUCCUUGAGUGCGAUUCCUACAUCAAGGAAAUGGGAGCAACAUGGAGAAUCAUGGAUGAGCUCCACCGCGACGAAGAGACGACCCGAGUGAAUGAUGCCGAGUUCAGCCUGCCGCUGUCAACCGCCAUUCAGAUCGCAGUCGUGCGUCUGUUCUGGUCAUGGGGGAUCCGGCCCACUGGCAUCACCAGUCAUUCCAGCGGAGAAGCCGCGGCAGCAUUUGCAGCUGGUGUCUUGUCGGCUCGAUCUGCGAUUGGCAUUACCUAUAUCCGAGGUGCUUUGACGUGUAAGGGCAAGUCGACAUCCGGCCCUAAGGGCGGCAUGAUGGCCGUGGGCCUUGGCAGAAGCAAGGCGGAUGACUACAUUUCUCGUGCCGUCGGAGACAACAAAGCCAAGCACUUGGUGGUGGGAUGUGUUAAUAGCCCAUCAAGUGUGACUGUCUCGGGCGACCUGCCCGCCCUUGCAGAGCUUGAGCGCCUGCUACACGCCGACAAAGUCUUUGCCAGGAAGCUCAAAGUCACUGAGGCAUUCCACUCUAGUCACAUGAAACCAAUGGCAGCCGAAUUUGCGACCUUGCUGGUUGGGCUGCUUGAGGCAAACGACGUCGACCUGGCGACAACACCUGGUUCGAUGGUCUAUUCGUCUCCCAAGACUGGAAGACGUAUGAGCAAUCUUGAACCAUUGUUGGUUCCCAGCCACUGGACAGAGAGUAUGCUUCAACCCGUCGAGUUUGAAUCCUCCUUUCUCGACAUGUGCUGGGACCCCAAGACGAAAGAGCAAUGUGUCGACGUGGUUGUCGAAAUCGGACCUCAUGGGGCACUGGGCGGUCCCAUAACGCAAAUCAUGCAGAAGCCGGAGCUUGGAGGAGCAUCAGUCUCCUAUCUCAGUUCUCUUUCUCGCGAGAAGUGCGCCGUGGUCACCACACAGGGCGUUGCCAUGGCGCUUAUGCGGCAAGGUUAUCGUCUGGAGAUGGACGCCAUCAACUUCCCCCACGGUCGAGAUGACGCCAACGUCAAGGUUCUCAACGACCUGCCGACGUACUCUUGGAGUCACCAUCUCCGAUACUGGAGAGAGCCGCGCAACAGUCGGGUUCUCAGGCAGAACGAGCACCCGCCACACCAUCUCAUCGGAUCGCGAGACCCCCUAUCGCCAUUCUUCUCUCCAACCUGGACGAACACACUCCGGAUGUCUGACAUUCCGUGGGUUCGGGAUCACAUUGUUGGAUCCGACAUCGUCUUCCCUGGUGCCGGGUUCAUCUCCAUGGCCAUUGACGCAAUGUCUCAAGCUCAUCAGCCAAACCCGGACGAGGAGACAUUCUUCAGUCUACGGGAUGUGGAUCUUAUGCAGGCUCUCGUACUGCCUGUUGACGCAGAGCUGGACGUGGAUUUGCGCCUGGCCAUUCGUCCUUGUGAUGAGAAGUCUCUGGGGGUCAAGGGAUGGUACGCAUUUUCUGUCCACUCCAUCCCUGGAGGGAAGAACACCUGGACCGAGCAUUGCACUGGGCUGAUCCGGAUCGACAAGCUUGGCCAGACGAGCUGGGACGCUCCGGAUUUGCCGGCGCUGAAGAUGAUGGAUCCGGCAGUGUAUAGCCGUAAGACGGAUCCAAAGAUUCUCUGGGAAUCUUUGCACGAGACGGGAAUAUGUCACGGCCCCAUCUUCCAGAACAUCUCACAGAUUCAGAGCAGCGGACGGCUGUCCCUCUGCACGUUCCAGGUCGCCGACACUGCCUCUAUUAUGCCAUGCUCUUACGAAAGUCAGCAUAUAGUGCACCCGACUACGCUGGACUCGGCUAUCCAGGCGGCAUACUCUCCACUAGUCUCGACCGGAAAGAGAUUGAAGGCCGCUCUCGUACCAAGGCGGCUCAAAAAGCUGAAGGUAGCAUCCACCCUCUUCAACUUCGGGGCUGGAUCCGUGCUGGGUGUGCAAGUCUGCCUGAAGAAACAGUCUUCUCAGUCGUUUUCCGCAGACUUGGCCGUGUUCGAUGGCGUGACCGGCGACGACAACCCUUCUAUCCCAGACGUACUGAUAGAGAUCGAGGGCCUAUCGUUUCAGUCUCUUGGAGUAAGUCUAUCUGGCAAAAGACUGGACUCCGACGGCGGUGGGGAUACUCGCAGCUCUUGGUCAUGGGCCCCAGAUAUCACAUUGAUGGAAUCCAGCCGACUGAGUAGUCAGUUGAGCGCUGAAGCUGAGCCACGGGAAAAGGAUCUCAUAAUGGACCUCCGACGGUGCACGAUCCACUUCAUAACGGAAGCAAUGGAACAGCUAACGACCGACGAUAUCGAACGACUAGACGGCCACUGGAAAAAGUUUUACCAUUGGAUGACGGCACAGCUUGCGCUCGCCCGCGAGGACCGAUUGGGCCCCGACAGCUCUAGCUGGUUCCUCGAUGAUCCCGAGCACAAAACGAGCGUAAGAACCAGAGUCGUGGAAUGCGGCGUCAACGGCGAGAUGAUAACUCGUCUGGGACCCCAGUUGCUUUCAAUGUUGCGUGGCCAGGUCGAGCCCCUCGAGCUAAUGAUGGAGGGGCGGCUUUUAUCCAGAUACUACGUCGAGGCGCUGAAGUGGAAACGAUCCAACACGCAGGCGAGCGAGCUCAUCAAGCUACUUGCGCACAAAAAUCCCCGUUGCCGCAUUUUGGAGGUCGGAGGAGGGACGGGGGGCUGCACGGAACUCAUAUUGAGUGCGCUGGGAGAAUCCAAGCCCGUGGAUCGCUACGACUUCACCGAUGUCUCUGCCGGCUUCUUCGAACCUGCGCGUGAGCGAUUUGCAGACUGGCAAGGCGUGAUGACCUACAGCACUCUGGACAUCGAGAAGGACCCGGCGAGCCAAGGGUUUGAGUGUGCCUCCUACGACAUCGUCGUGGCCUGCCAGGUCUUACACGCGACCACCAACAUGAAGCGGACCCUAAGCAACGUUCGGAAACUUCUCAAGCCAGGGGGGAAGCUCGUCCUCGUUGAGACCACCAACGAUCAGCUCGACUUGUUCUUCACCUUUGGACUACUGCCAGGCUGGUGGCUCAGCGAGGAGGAAGGACGACAGCUGACGCCAUCACUUACCCCUGACUUAUGGCGCACAAUGCUGAGUGCGAGCGGCUUCAACGGUGUGGAGCUGGAAGUCCGUGACUGCGACGAUAUAGACUUUUACAUGAUCAGCACAAUCAUGUCCUCGGCAACAGUCGAGCCUAUGACGGCUGAUAAGGACUCGUCCUCUGACGCCGUUCUGGUGUACGGCGACCGCCCUCCCCCUUCGGAGUGGCUGAACGAUCUGCGAUCAUCCGUCGCAGGCGCCACAACUACAGGCUCCGCGCCGUCUAUAACUUCGCUCAACGAAGCAGAUGUGGCUGGCAGAACGGUCAUAUUCCUCGGCGAGGUGCAACAAAAUCUUCUCUCGAGCAUGGGAACCGACGCCUUUGCGCGAGUCAAGUCGAUGCUGAUGGAUUCCAGAGCCGUCAUCUGGGUGGCUAGGGGAGCGACCAUGGCCUGUGAUGAUCCCAGGAAGGCUCUGCAUGUCGGCCUGUUGCGAACGCUGCGGAACGAGACCAACGGGAAACCAUACAUCUCGCUCGACAUUGAUCCCUCGCGCGACCCGUGGACGCACCAGACGAUUGAUGCCAUCAUCCAGGUCUUCCACGCAUCCCUGAGCGCGGCCAAUCAACACUCGGAUUUUGAAUAUGCAGAGCGAGACGGCAUCAUUCAUGUCCCGCGCGCCGUGAACAAUCCUGGCUGGAGAGCCUUUGAUACAGCUGAGGCCGCGCUGAAGCCCUUCAAGAGCAGUCCAGGCAGCCGACUCAGGAUGCACGUCGAGAGACCUGGGCUUUUGGACUCGCUCCGCUUCCGGGAAGAGGAAAUCCCGGGACUCCCAGCCGACUGGGUCGAAAUCGAACCGGUCACGUUCGGAUUGAACUUCACGGAUGUCAUGGUCGCCAUGGGUCAAAUCAAGCAGGAUCCCGAGCCCUUUAUGGGGUUUGAGUGUGCUGGAGUGAUCACGAUGCUGGGAGACGCAGCAGCCGAGCGGGGCCUCAAG
This is a messenger RNA of Colletotrichum godetiae, 5736 nucleotides long. RefSeq lists its product as uncharacterized. Lineage: Eukaryota; Fungi; Ascomycota; Sordariomycetes; Glomerellales; Glomerellaceae. Gene Ontology annotation, molecular function: fatty acid synthase activity; 3-oxoacyl-[acyl-carrier-protein] synthase activity. The record is from RefSeq and is a predicted model, not a curated record. Gene Ontology annotation, biological process: secondary metabolite biosynthetic process; fatty acid biosynthetic process. The annotation marks the transcript as partial. The transcript is spliced from 7 exons.